AAAAAUUCUUAUCAAUGAAGAGGGUGACGUCAAUGAGCCAGAGUGACGUGUAAUCACGUGGGCGCUGCGGGACCGAAAUAAAAACACGGAGAGCUGACCGUGGUGCUGAAAAUAUGCCCAUAGCGCCGUGAAAGAAACCCCAACCAUACGGCAUACACAAACGACAUCCUCGUACAAAGAAAACAGCAACAUUCAAACAAAACACUUAUUUUUGAAGUAGAUUCUUACACGUAGCCUAAAUCACAAGACUAACUUGAAUACAAAGUUUGAAGAGGACACAAUAAGUGCGCCGGACUGCGCAGCACCGGACAGGAUUCCCGCUCAACACCCGAUGCACAGACAUGACCUGGUGCCAACAAACUUCAAAUAUCCCAGUCAUUGUCCUCUUAAUUUUAAUCAGUUUUACAUUCAAGCCUGCAACCUUCAGUCCAGUGACAGCAGAGAGAAACACAGCAAGAGAUAACUAUGCAGAAUCCUCCUCUACGCAGCAACAGGCUCAAUCUAUUCAACGAGCUGAGGAACAGGGCAUGGCACAAGAUAAACAUGAAGAAGAUGAGCUUUUUAAAGACGUUGAUCCCAAAACCUUAGCAGCAGUCCUUGUUGAGGCUCUCAAUAAGCCCCAGGGGGAAAAGAUGAGUGAAAGAGAAAACAAAGGAACAGAAGAGGAAAAGGAGAGAGAUAUUCAUGGUGUAGACAGAGACAGAGAUGGUCAUCAAGAGCUGGAGCUGGCCAUUGCAGUUGCUGCAGCACAAGGAAAAGAAGAGAAAGAAAGAGAGGAGGAAGAGGAGAAAAAAAGAGCUGAGGAGGAGGAACGGCUAACAGAGAAAGUGACAAGCCACACCACCAGCCAAACAUCACCAUUAAAAGAGCAGGUGGCACCACAGGUUGGGGCCACCAAAGAGGAGGUGAUCAAGGAGGAGGAUAGGCAGGAGGCCAAGAAAAAAGGAUUGGGGGAGGAGGAAGAGCAGCUGAGCCCAGAGGAAGUGAAGAAUCUGGAGGCCAUAUUAGAGGAAUUUCAGAGCUACAGCACAGCCACUAAGAGAGAGCGUGACACUUCCACAGGCCAAAGGGAGAGCCGUGGGGACUAUUUUGAUUACCUGGACCGUAAUGGCAUCAUGAACAAUGAGAUCAAGCCCAAAGCCAAUGGUAAUAAUCUAGCCCUGUCCAAAAAGAAGCUGAAGUGGCAGCUCGAACAAGAGAAGAAGAAAAUUCAGCCCUUACACAAAGGGGGAAACUUCAUGGAUGACCUUAGCAACAACCUUAGUGACCCAGAGGAUGAAGAUGAGGAGGAUGAAGAAUUGCUGAGCCCUGAAGAAGAGGAAGCUCGGGCCAAAGCAGAGCAAGAGGAGGUACGCAGACAGGCAGCAGAAGCCCAAAGAGCAAAGGUAGAGGAGGAAAAGCUAGCAGACAUUGCUUCGGACAUGCUGCUGAAAUACAUAGUCAAACAGGAUAAGAAAAAUUAUCAGGACAGCAAUGGUGCAGAAGAUAAGCGCUCUGAUGAGGAAGACGCAAAUGAUGAUGAUGAAGACAUUGACCCACAGACCAUUGAUAAGUUGAUUGAAAUCUCCAGUAAGCUGCAUCUUCCAGCUGAUGAUGUGGUUGACAUAAUUAGCGAUGUGGAGAAGAAGAAAAAAGAUGCUCCUGAAAAUCUACCAUGGCAACGUCCUCUUCUACAGCCUCCAGCUCCUGCUGCGCCUUCUACACCGUUGCGUAAACCUCCCUCAAAUCCUCCCCAACCUAACACAAGCCCAUUAAAAGCCUGGUUCAAAGACAGGGUUUCAGUCAAGCCAAGCAAUCAAGACAUUUGGACGAAGCAGCAGUGGCCCUUUCGUACCUACCCCUCCUACAACUUUUAUCAAAAACCCUAUCGAGGGUAUUACCCCAUCUACAUCCCACCUCAAAAAACAAAAUCCCACUAUUAUUCCAAGCCCCCUUUCUCCUUCAGUGAUGUCCUUGGAAACUCCCUGGACUAUGACUUUGAUUACUCCCCCAGACGAAAGUCCCAUCCCUGGACGCAGUCUCAUCCGAGGAUCCCACCAGCCUUUCAGCGGAAAAUCUACUUCCCAAACUACAUUGUCCCUCACCCCCGGACCUUUAAAGCUGUACCAAUGCCUAAACCCCGAUCACCUCCACGUCGUUGGCCAUCCUUUUAUUACCAAGCCCGAGCUCCUCUAGUCAACAGGGAGGACGAUUACUACAAUCCGCUGAGGCAGCCACCACAGGACAGUGAAGAGGAGCUCGAGAACUUUAUUGGGAGGGUCCUCAUGAAACAUCCCCAGAUGUUUCAGUGAGCAGAGUACAAAAAAACAGAGUAAUGAGGAGGAGGACAAAGAGAAGAAAGGGAACCAUUUAAAGUUCAUAGCCAACCUGUUUCUUUCCAAAAAAUUAAGUUCCCUCACACUCCUUUAUUUGUUAUUUCUGAUUUAGUUCUGAGAGUAGAUGAGCUUUUUCCAAGCGCUCAUUUCAGUUGAACAAAAAAGCUUACACUUAAACAGAACUUAAGACAGAAAGGAUUCAAUAUCUUUAUGUCCAUCUAACCAAUCUUUCACCCUCCUCCUCCUAGACAGACUGAAAGACCAGCAAAGGUGAGAGGAACGGGUGCUUUUUCCCACCACAUCUCAAAUACCCAACAUAGACUCCAAGCUCUGAAUACCCCAAGAAGGCCUUUAGAAAGGAGCAGAUACCUGAUAGCAUGACACACUAUAUUUCCAUCCCAGAUAACGAUGUUUAAGUUGGAAUCUCAGUGCAUUAUGCACUUUUAGAGACUUGCAAUUACUAUGGAAGCAACUCCAUUAUCUAAGCCUUACCUCAUAGUAACUUUUGUUCUGAUUGUUUUUGUUUUUGUUUAGUUUCAAAACCCAGUUGUCAAUGUCAAGGAUCAUUAAAUAGAAAGAUGACAAAAAAUAUUUGAAAUGCACCUUUAAAGAUUGCAUAGUCUGAACACAGAUGACUUAUUCUUUAUAAAAAUUAAACCGUCACAGUGCCAUAUUGGUGGAUAUAUACAUUUUGUUUAUUCUAAACACCAAAUGUAUUAUGAUUUAUCUGUACUUCAAAGUAUUCUGCUUGAUAAUUUUCCAUUUGUGCGUUCCCUUGUGAAACAAAGAGAACACACUAAGUCUUGUACAUAAAAUUAUUUUGUUAACGUUGUCUGCAUUUUGAAAUUUUUUCUUCAGUGGGUUUAUACCACUGUUUUUUUCAUGCAAAAAAGAUAGCAAGGUGGUGCAAAGCAUGUUCAUACAUUCCAAAAAUUUCUAUGAAUCAAAGGUUAUUUCAUAGAAGCUGUUUUGAAUACAACUUUUAAUUGCCUUAAGACACUCUCUUCCCCUUUUGGACAAGCAUCAAAAACUGCUGAAAUGAUUGUUCUCAGGCUCAUAAGCGAAAACCAUUAUAUAAUGGAGCUGUAAAGCAGUGAUAAGCCUUUUGGUUAGUAAAAUUUUUUUAAAAUAGAUCAAUAUAAAUAUACUAUAUACAUAUAUAUAUAUAUAUAUAUAUAUAUAUAUAUAUAUAUAUAUAUAUAUAUAUAUAUAUAUAUCCUAUUUGUGGUUUUAAAGAUGUCAAAUGUUAAUGGAUUAUUAAAAUGUCCCUACGUAAGUUGCAUGGCUAAAUCAAUCACUGGGCCAAUGAGAGCUCAAUCGAAAUAGCAUAGACAAUCUAUUUAUCAAAACUGAUCAUGGUUCAUAUUGGAAGGUACUGAUCUAGAUCUACCCAACAUCAAUGUUUUGAUUCCAUCUUACUGGAGAUGCACUCUCCAUUCCAAACAGACGGACGCUAAGGGAAAAAAAUGGACCAGAAAAACUGAAACAAAGGAGUGUCUGCACGUUACUGUAAACUUGCAUCUAAACUGUGUUGCUUCUUUGAAGACUUUUAUGAGCAUUGAAAAAGUAUUUAAAAAAAAUAUGAAUGAUUAGUGUACCUAAGUAAAAUCCCAUUGAGUCAUGUUUAUGUCCUUUCUAGAUGUAUCUUGUAUGUACAAUAAUAAACAUGCGUUUGCUGGAUGUAAAUAA
Myxocyprinus asiaticus (Chinese sucker) is the source of this 4004-nucleotide messenger RNA. RefSeq names its product neurosecretory protein VGF-like. Gene Ontology annotation, molecular function: neuropeptide hormone activity. The transcript is spliced from 2 exons. NCBI's taxonomy places the organism in Eukaryota, Metazoa, Chordata, Actinopteri, Cypriniformes, Catostomidae. Bases 342 to 2291 code for a protein of 649 amino acids. The record is from RefSeq and is a predicted model, not a curated record.